Messenger RNA from Sitodiplosis mosellana (orange wheat blossom midge), 5918 nucleotides. RefSeq names its product atrial natriuretic peptide receptor 1-like. Gene Ontology annotation, molecular function: protein kinase activity; peptide receptor activity; ATP binding. Gene Ontology annotation, biological process: cGMP biosynthetic process; receptor guanylyl cyclase signaling pathway; intracellular signal transduction. The record is from RefSeq and is a predicted model, not a curated record. Gene Ontology annotation, cellular component: membrane. NCBI's taxonomy places the organism in Eukaryota, Metazoa, Arthropoda, Insecta, Diptera, Cecidomyiidae. Bases 1577 to 5329 code for a protein of 1250 amino acids. The transcript has 14 exons.
CUAGUCUCGGUUUGUUGUUGCGCGUGGCAAGAAGAAUGGUGACACAGAGGAAACGACCCAUGUAUAUUUCAAAAUAAGUGGUUUAUUCGCGAUCUUUUAUUGCCUGCAAGCGCGUAAUUAAAAACACAAUUUUAUUUUAUUCAGUGUUUCUUGUUUGCAACAAUUUGAUGUGAAAUACUGGGGGAAAAAAAGCGUCCAUUUGUUGUUAUUUACCUGACGCUCGUGCACACAGUACAUUUCAUUGUUUUAUAUCGUUUUUUUUUUGUUCGACUUUAAAUAAUCGGAUUCGAUCGAAGAUUGUCGAUGCUCUCGACUACACGAAACGUAUUAAAAUCGGCGUUCAAUAAUAAUUCAUUCAGUGUGUCAAUGUGAUCCAAUCAAACUAUAGUUUUUUUUUUCAUAAAAAAGUAUAUGCAAAAAAAUGUGUGAUUAUAUUAUUUGAUAGGCGCGUGUGUGAUUUCUAUUUAAAUUGUUCUUUUUUUUCGUGUGCUCAACAAUACAAAGAGAGAGAAAGAGAUAUGGCUAGCUCAUUAAAAUAGCCGAGAUUUUGUCCAAAUGGAAUAACUUAAAUGUUGUCAUACAGUGUUUGAGAUUCAUUGGAUUGGAUAAUAUUGUAAAGAUAUCAAAGAUGAUUCAACGCGACAAACGGCAACACAAGCGAUAAAUUAAUUGGUUUCGAUUCGAUAGUUCAUCCGGAAAUUCUUGUAAUCGAAAUGGUAUUUUCAACGAGAUAAAAAUAUAUUAUUAGCCAAUAAAAGGAUGACAAAAAAAUAAACUCGUAUAAAUUUGUUUACGUUAAUUUUUAAUGUUUAAAAAAAAAGAACAUGACACACAGUUCGGUCCCGAUCGCGUUGUAAUCAAUACCGAUGAAAUACGACCUAUGAUGAACAAAUCAACAGAAAAAUAUAUUACAUGACACAGAUGAGGACAAGAGGAAAACAAAAAAAUACAAAUCUGUGUCUUUAUCUAAUUGACGAAAUAAAUGUGGUAAAAACAAAGAUACGCUGACGAUCAACAAAAUAAAUAACAAAUCAUCAGAUUUUGUGUAUUUUAAUGCAAAAUCACAUUUUUAUUAUUUAUUUCGAAUAUUCAAAGCAACGAAGAAAAAAAAACAACAAAAACAACGAAUGACGAGUAAAUAUCGAUUCGAAAGUGAUACGGUGUAGCAAGUGUUUUAGUGUGCACAAGUUCCAAAACCCAAAGUCGAAAUCAGUAUAGCUGAAUAUCGUUUGAAUAAAUAUAGAAUUUUUGGAAACAGACCUGUCGCACCAAGGCUCACAUACACACGACAACACAGGCAAAUCCACGGAAGAGUCAAGUGCAAAAGUGAUAAAAAAAAUACUACACAUGUGAAUGCAAAGGCAUAACCAAAGUAAUAUUUAAUCUACAGACUGAACAAAAUGUAAGGAACAUAAUCGCAUGAUUCGCUGAACAUGAACAAAGCUUAAAAUCUCAUCAAAAUGAUUGUGACCUAGUUUGCGGACCAGACCGUACAUAAAUCAAUCGUAACCAGUGAAAAAUUAAAAUCAACUUAACGGAAAACGGAGAAUUGGGGGAGAAAAUACAACGAAAGCUGAUGAACCGCAACAAUAAAAGAACAAUGAGCCAGUACAAGUUGUUCGUGAUAUUUUUAUAUGUGAUCAGUAUAUGUGACAUACGAAUAAAUUGCCAAUCAAAUACUUCAACUGUGCAUCAUUUGAAACUUCAACGGAAGUCGAUCGUCAUCGCAAAUGGAAAGCGGCAAUUUUCAGCACCAAAAAUGAGUGGCAAUCUGUUUGAGCUAUUCUUUGGAGUGUUGCUACCGAAGGAUCCCACACCGAUCGGAUGCACAUACAGAGAGGCUCUACCAGCCAUGGAAUUGGCUAUUCGAAAGCUGCAACAACCCGGUGGACUGUUUGAAAACUAUACAAUUUGUGUUGAAUAUCGUGACACAAAAACAUCAUCGACGCAUGGCACCAUGGCUGCAUUUGAUCUCUAUACCAAACAAACUCAAGACGUCAUUUUCGGACCAUUCGAAUCUUAUUCAUUGGCACAAAUUGCUCGCUUUGCUGGCGUUUGGGAGACUCCUGUCAUAUCUGCAGGUGGAUUCAGCGAAGCAUUCACAAACAAAAAUUCUAUGGGAUUCACAACGUUAACACGAUUGAUCGGCAGUCCUGAGCAUGCCGGCAGCGCGUUUGCUGGCUUAUUUCGUCAAUUCAACUGGCAUCACAUCUCUUGGAUGUAUCACAAUCACAACGAAAACACCGGUCGCGGCAAUUCAGAUUGUUCGUUCACGAUGCGUGCCAUUCAAAAGCAUUUUCCAAAUAUCGUGCGCGGCCAAAUUUCAUUCGACGAGGAACUAGCGACACGAGAAGAGUUUCAAAAUAUGUUAAACGAUUUUCGAAAACAAUCAAGAAUUGUAAUGAUGUGUGCGAGCCCCGGAACAAUUAGAGAAAUUAUGUUGGCUGCCGAUGAUUUGAAAAUGAUCGAUAGCGGGGAAUAUGUUUUCUUUAACAUUGAGCUAUAUACUGGUAAACCUGCAACGAACACACAGCCUUGGUACAAUGCGUCAGACACGCCUGAAAAAAAUGAACGUGCGAAGAAAGCAUAUACCGCUUUGCUGACCGUUGUUGGAAAGCAAACAUUCGAUGACGAGUACGAGCAAUUUUCCCAAGAGCUCAAAGAGCUGGCGGCGACGAGCUACAAUUUUUCAUUUCCAAAAAAUCAAACCGUUUCAACAUUUGUGACGGCUUUUUACGACGCAGUAUUGUUGUACGCGUAUGCACUAAAUGACAGUAUUACGGCUAACCCGAACGCUUUGUACGAGCCAAUUAAUGGUACGCGACUAGCACAUCUGAUGUGGAAUCGCAAAUUCAAAGGAAUCACCGGCAAUGUAAUCAUUGACAAGAACGGUGACCGCAUCUCUGAAUACUCACUGCUUGACAUGGAUCCCGAUACCGGCUACUUUCAUGUCGUGGCUAAUUACCAUAAUCACAGUGGUUUGGAGUAUGUGAAGGGCAAAAAGAUACACUGGAGUGGAGGCAGAACUGAACCACCACCAGAUAAACCAGAAUGCGGUUUUGAUAAUUCAUUGUGUCCUUCUCUGCCCGGUUAUGCGAUUCUCUCGUUCGUUUUGGGUAUGGCGAUGGCGGUGAUGGCAAUCAUUUCUUUUUUUGGGUAUCGCCAUUACAAAUUGGAGGCGGAAAUAUAUUCCAUGGCAUGGAAGGUUUCCUGGAAUGAUGUAAUUCCCUGCAAUCAAAUCAAUAAGCAACGUGGCAGUGUCUACUCAAUAGCGAAACGAGGAAGUCAACUUACGGUUUAUUCGGAAGAAUUGGGUUCACUGGCUGGAGACAAACAAUUAUUUAUACCAUCAGGUUUUUAUAAAAGUUGCAAAGUGGCCAUCAAACGUAUCAACGAGAAAAAUAUUCACUUGAACCGAGAACAAAUGCUUGAACUUAAAAAGAUGAAAGAUAUUCAUCACGAGCACUUGGUCAAAUUUUACGGUGCAUGCGUUGAUCCGCCAAAUUGUUGCAUUCUAACUGAGUAUUGCCCCAAAGGAUCUCUACAAGAUAUUUUAGAAAAUGAUCAAAUCAAAUUGGACUGGAUGUUCAAAAUAUCGCUCAUGCAUGACAUCGUUCGAGGAAUGCAUUAUUUGCAUUCAACAGACAUUCGUUCACACGGCAAUUUGAAAUCAUCGAAUUGUGUGGUCGAUUCUCGGUUUGUGUUGAAAAUUGCUGAUUUUGGUUUACAUAGCCUGCGUAAAUCAAAUAAUGAUGAAGAUUCUGAGUAUUCAGAUAGUUAUGCCCAUUGGCGAAGUUUGCUUUGGACGGCACCAGAGCUGCUCCGUAUGAAAAAUCCUCCUGUUGAGGGCACACAAAAGGGUGAUAUUUAUUCGUUUGGUAUUAUUGUAAAUGAAAUUGCAACACGGCAAGGGCCAUUUUAUACGGGCAACAACUAUAUCACACCAAAAGAAAUCAUUGAACUCGUAAAACGGACGCCACCACAAUUUGGUGCGCCAUUCCGGCCGACAAUAAACGAUCAAACAUUCGACGAUUUGAACAAUAUCAUGACAAAAUGCUGGAAAGAAGAUCCAAACGAACGACCCGAUUUCAGUCUUCUAAAGGCGACCAUUCGCAAAGUCAAUAAAGAAAAUGAAACGGGAAAUAUAGUGGAUAAUUUGUUGAAGCGUAUGGAACAAUAUGCCAAUAAUUUGGAAGGUUUAGUAGAAGAGAGGACUCAAGACUAUUUAGAAGAGAAGCGAAAAUGUGAAGAGUUGCUGUAUCAAUUGUUGCCCAAGUCGGUGGCAGCGCAACUGAUUCUCGGCAAGCCGGUCAUUGCUGAGGUGUUUGAACAAGUAACAAUCUAUUUUAGUGAUGUUGUGGGCUUCACUCAUCUAUCAGCAGCAUCAACACCAAUGCAAGUUGUUGAUUUACUCAAUGAUCUGUACACAUGCUUCGACUCGAUCACAGAAAAUUUCGACGUUUACAAAGUGGAGACAAUUGGUGAUGCUUAUAUGAUGGUGUCUGGAUUGCCAGUGAGAAAUGGUGAUAAUCAUGCUCGAGAAAUUGCGCGGACGGCAAUCGCUCUGCUUAACAAUGUGUAUAAAUUCAAAAUUCGACAUCGACCAAACGAACAACUUAAGCUGCGCAUUGGCAUCCAUUCAGGUCCUUGCGUAGCGGGUGUGGUUGGUUUAAAAAUGCCACGGUAUUGUUUGUUUGGCGAUACCGUCAAUACAGCAUCCCGCAUGGAAUCGAAUGGUGAACCGCUAAAGAUUCACAUAAGUCAAAGUACAAAAACGAUUCUCGAUAAAUUUGGAACGUUCGAUAUCAGUGAACGCGGCCUGGUUGAAAUGAAAGGAAAAGGUAAACUGCGUACUUAUUGGUUGAACGGCGAACAACAUUCUGAGCUAUACACAAGUACAUUGAACAAUUCAACGGCACCAGCUAUUACACCAAACUAUGACAAACCCAAGGACAAAGAUCCAUUGGCAUUGCUGCGAACGGGAAUCAUGCGAAGUCGUUCAAAUUCGUUGAUUCCACCAAAUGAUCUAAAAAGUCGUUCAAAUUCACUAGUAUUACUGACACCAACCUCAACGUCACACACCGUUGACAAAACCAAUCAAAAUGCGGCCACAAUCACGGCAGCCGGAUCAGUGGGCAAUACGGUUGCAUUUGUGAACGCAUUGACCAACAACAAUCAAUCCAUUUUGAAUAACUUAGUAAAGACAAAUAACCUAAAGAAUUGUAAUCUAUCGAACAGUAGCAAUAAGUUGAAAAUUAAUAAUAAUGUGAGUGUAGAGGAUAAUGGACGAAGCGUGACAAUACCACUGCUGGCGAACAGUAAGUCAUAGCAAGAGGACAGUGGUCGUCAACAGGAGCAUAAAAUGUAGGUAUUUGACGCUCGUGAGUAGGGAAAUGCUUUCGUCGUUUGACUACAAAUUCCACUUAAUCUCAAGUGGCCGUUGAUUAAUUUGCACAUUUUCUCCAUGCAUUUAGUCACUGGUCCGCUUCAUACAAACACAAACAAACUGUUGAUGAACUGUGAAAUAUAUCUAGCAUCUAUUUACUUAACAAUACGAUACACAUCCCCAAACAAACACAUACACUCAAUCCAAUUUCGAGAGACUGUUUUCAAUGAUAUAUAUAUAUAUAGAUGUUUAUUCCAAUUUUAUCAUAAAAUUGAAUUGAAUUAGUCGUUAAACAUACAAUAUAUUGUGUAUAUAUUGCAAAAGGAAGUUGUAUGCUAAGGAGAACAAACUCAUGGUUAUUGUUAUCGAAAAAAAGGCCUAGCUAUUAAAUUAUAUAUACAUGUAUUAUGCAGAAUUUUCUCUUUUUCAACUGACAAAAUGAUUCACACAUUCGCUUUGUUUCAAUGUCACGCAGAUUUAUACAUUUAAAUGUUGAAUAUAGAUAAAUAAAGAGAAAACAAUUUAAUUUGAA